This is a messenger RNA of Anolis sagrei ordinatus, 7018 nucleotides long. RefSeq names its product oxysterol binding protein like 2 (gene OSBPL2). Gene Ontology annotation, cellular component: intracellular membrane-bounded organelle; cytosol; perinuclear endoplasmic reticulum. NCBI's taxonomy places the organism in Eukaryota, Metazoa, Chordata, Lepidosauria, Squamata, Anolidae. Gene Ontology annotation, molecular function: cholesterol binding. The record is from RefSeq and is a predicted model, not a curated record.
GGUCUCACUUCCGCUUUGGUGUCAGCGGGUCUCGUUGAGGAAGGAAGGAGGGAAGGGAGCGCGCGCGCCUGGCAGAUCUUCUGGAAGGAUUUUGCUUUUUAUGAAAAACCUCAAUCAUAUCACAAAGAACUAUGCAUUAGGAAAAAAAGUAACCACUUGGUGCAGAAAAAAAUACAACGUAAAAAGAUGAAUAGUGAAGAGGAAUUUUAUGAUGCCGUUACAGGCUUUGAUUCUGAUAAUUCUUCCGGAGAAUUUUCAGAAGCAGUUCAUAAAGUUGAUGUGGAUGCCCACCAAAGUCAUCGGGCAGGAAGACACAAUGGAGAUGGGCCAUUGCAAGAGAAUGGAAUCAAGAAACACAGGACAACAUUGCCUGCCCCAAUGUUUACUAGGAGUGAUUUCAGUGUCUGGAGUAUCUUGAAAAAAUGUAUUGGACUGGAGCUGUCUAAGAUUACCAUGCCUAUUGCCUUCAAUGAACCCCUGAGCUUCCUCCAACGGAUAACGGAAUAUAUGGAACACACAUACCUCAUUAAUAAAGCAUGCUGUCAUUCAGAUCCUUUAGAAAGAAUGCAGGCUGUUGCUGCUUUUGCUGUCUCUGCUGUGGCCUCUCAGUGGGAGAGAACUGGCAAACCAUUUAACCCUCUCCUUGGAGAAACAUAUGAAUUAAUCAGGGAGGAUUUAGGUUUUAGAUUUAUUUCUGAACAGGUUAGUCAUCACCCACCUGUCAGUGCAUUUUAUUCAGAAGGCUUAAAUCAGGACUUCAUUUUUCAUGGAUCAAUUUACCCUAAACUGAAGUUCUGGGGGAAGAGCGUUGAAGCGGAACCUCGGGGAACAAUAACAUUGGAACUCUUGAAGCAUAAUGAGGCUUACACGUGGACAAAUCCUACAUGCUGUGUACAUAAUGUAAUUAUUGGCAAGCUCUGGAUAGAACAAUAUGGGACAGUAGAAAUUAUAAAUCACAGUACUGGGGAUAAGUGUAUACUUAAUUUUAAGCCUUGUGGACUAUUUGGUAAAGAACUUCACAGAAUAGAAGGCCACAUUCAGGACAAAAAUAAGAAGAAACUUGCAGUUAUCUAUGGCAAAUGGACAGAAUGUUUAUGGUGUGUUGAUCCUUCCACUUAUGAAAACUACAAGAGGAAUGAGAGGAAAGGUGGCGACCAGAAGAAGCCAAAGCCGAGUGAGGAACCUGAAAACGAUGAAGCUGAUGAUAUGCCAGAAAUCCAAGAGACUGUACAAGUCAUACCUGGCAGUAAGCUACUUUGGAGGAUAAGUACUAGACCACCAAAUUCAUCUCAGAUGUACAAUUUCACCAGUUUUGCUGUCAGUCUCAAUGAAUUGGAAAAGGGCAUGGAAGAAGUGUUGGCCCCCACUGAUUGCCGAUUGCGGCCAGACAUCAGACACAUGGAGAACGGAGAAAUAGAUCUGGCUAGCAAAGAAAAAGAGAGGCUAGAAGAGAAGCAGAGAGCGGCCCGAAAGGAACGUGCAAAAGAUGAAACUGAAUGGAAAACAAGAUGGUUUUAUCAAGGAACUAAUCCAUAUCUCGGGACUCCUGACUGGUUAUACACAGGAGGGUACUUUGAUAGAAACUUCUUUGACUGUCCAGAUAUAUACUGAAAUUUUGAAUGCAGUUGCUCCUUUGCCCAGGAAUCAGUCGACUUCAAUGAAUCAAGUGACGCUCUGGCUUUACCACGACUAGAAAGCACCUUUUUUUCUAAAGCAAAGUUUUAAUGAAAAGUAUCAGUUGCUGAUCAAGGAUUUCUCAUUUGUUUUGAUUGCCAAAAUAUUUAAAUAUUGUUUCCCCCCCUCUUUUGAAGGUACGGCCUGAAAUUAAUCAUGUUUCAGAAGAAAGUGGCUGCCAUGUUUUUUUGUUUGCUUUCCCUUAUCUAUCAUUUUACGUUUCAUUAACAAAUCGUAGUGAGUGGAGAGGCUGUGCCUUUAUUAAAACUGAGCUGACAGCCACAUGGUUCCUUUUAUUGUAGCUAUAAAGGAUGCCUUUAGAGUAUUCACUGCUCGGAGAAACAGUGCUGAGUCGGUACAAAGAAAUGCAGUUGUGGCCAUUGGAGAGGUAUCUCAUAGGAAUUGGAGCAACUGGGAUUCUUGGGAGUAAUUUCUGAAUCAUUUCUAAUUUUAAAGGCUUCACAGUUGUAGCAAGAGAACAUUAGGCUUAGGUUUCAGAAGCUGUUACUCUAUUCUGCCUCAGUCUUUGGCACUGUGAUUAUCAAUUCAAGGAAGUACCUGUGACAUUUUUUUUAAAAAGACAAACUACUAUAGUGAAUGUUCGGUGCGGCUUGUAGGUAUUCCUACAAACACUCGCCUGUCUGAGGUUUCAGAACAUUUUGUUUCUAAAACACAGGAGAUUUUGGAGAUAUUUCUAGGAACAUGGGUGUUGUGCAUAGAUCAUGUAUGAAAUCAAACAUUUUUGCUUCUGUUCAGAUACUUUUUUGUCUCCAGUACUGCUUUUGGCAGCCUGACACAAUUCAGGAUGUUUAGGCUGAUUUGCAAACAUGCACCCUUCUCCUUCUUUGGCUUUACUUGGAAUGUAUCUACAAAAGGUUUAUGUUUGUUUUACAUUUUAGUGCAUGUUUUGAAGUAUUUACUACAUUACAACCUGUAGUAUCUUCUUAAAAAGCAAUGGCUAUCUUCUUAUUUUUGGCUAAAACUGAGUGACAUGAUGGAAGCUUUCACUGACUUUCCAAUAGGGAUAACUUUCCUGAGAGUGGAUUUGUUCUUUCAGAUUUAAAAUAUGAAAGCCAUAUAAUCCCAAAUUUGUUUGAAUUUUGAGGGGAAAUAUUUUUCUUUUUACUUAUGUAUUUCCAUAAGAAAAGUGAAUCUUUGUAUGUGAGAGCUAUAAAAAGAAGUUAUAAAUUGGCCAGAUGUUUAAAAUGCUUCAAAAACUAAAUUUAGGUAGAUUCAAACAUGGUAUGAAAGGUUCAUAGAAACCAAUUUAGUGAUUAGGGUAUGACAAUAAUCAGUUAAGCAAUCUGCUAUACCACUUUGGAUAUUCCUCCAUUAUCCUUAUGCAAAUGUAUGGCCAUAUACGUAUUGUUGGAUUGCAACUCCCAUCAUCCUUUUCCAUUGGCAUCACUGAUGGGAGUGGUAGUCUAGCUUCUGAAAGGUCAUAUAAUCUCUGAUUUAAAAUGUCCAUCCUGGCUAAUGGUUUUUAUACUUGCAAAUGUCAAUCUCCAACUUAGUGUUUGAGUUUUAUCUAAAGGGGAAUGAAACAUUCAAAGACAAGGGAAAAAGCAAUGGGUUACACAGAUUUUUUCCCCACAGUGCCUAUAAAGCAGGAGAACUUGACUUCGGAGAACAUUUGAGGCAAUAAAAGACACUACUUUGAGAAGUGUCUCUGACCAGUGUGUACCUUGUUCUGAGCACUUAAACCCAAUGUCCUUGAGUGUAAUUUAGUACAUGUAGUAGUACCGUGUUCUCCCUUCCUUUCAGUGGGCUUUCCCUUUAAGGCACUUGGCCACACAUUUACUCAUAUUAUUUGUGUUUCUCUUUCCCGUUGCAUUGAAUACUGCUACUGAUUACAAUUGAAUUAAUGGUAGGGAAACAAAUAGUAAAUUUCUCUUGUUUUCUCCAAUAUUUGAUUCCAUCCAGAAAGCAGUAGUCAUUUUCCUCCCUCUCUCUUCCUUGCCAAACAUUCAAGUUGCAAGGAAAAGGAUCCCCACAACAAGUAAAUAAAUAUAAGUAUAAUAAAAACCGAUUCUACUUUUGCCCAGUAAAGCCUGAUGGAUAGAUUGGGAUAUCUGGAGCCCUAAUAGCCUGCUCAUAGGAAUAAUAAAGUUUUGAAGUGAAUUUUCCCCUGUUACAAGUUCCUAAGAAAUGUGUAACUUUUGAGUCAAAAAUCUAUAUUGAAAAUGCUACAUCUGCUCUUGCCUUCUCUGUAGAGACAAAUAGAGAUCUGUGAUGUCGAAGGCUUCAUGGCCGGAAUCACUGGGUUGCUGUGAGUUUUCCGGGCUGUAUGACCGUAUUCCAGAAGCACUCUCUCCUGACGUUUCCCCCACAUCUAUGCUAGGCAUCCUCAGGGGUUGUGAGAAUCUCACAACCUCUGAGAAUGCCUGUCAUAUAUGUGGGUAAAAUGUCUGAAGAGAAUGCUUCUGGAACAUGACCAUACAGCCUGCAAAAAAUCACAGCAACCAAAAUAGAAAUCUGUCCAAUAUUUGAAUUUCAAUUUGCAGAAGAAACUCAUUACACUAGACUUAUUUUUUUUAAUGUACAGAUAAAUAUUUCAUUUAGAUUCCACCACGAGGUAAAAAAUAACGCCUUGUAUUUUCUGAAAUGUUCAAUUAUGUUGAAAUUCAUGCUUUGUUUCUAUUUAUAACAGUCUAUGUUUAGUUUUUAAAGAAGAACAACAGAAUGUAAUUGUCCCAUAAACAGUCAGUAAAUAAUGUCUACCUGUUCUGCGUCCCAUCCUUCCUUCCCAGGCAGACACCAUGUUAAUGUCUUGGAUACAUCACUGGUUCUUGCGCCAUGUAUUUAAAACACCACAUGGGGAAACCCAGGGUUCCUCUGCAGCUUAGGUGGGAUCGCUUAGUAACUGCUUCUCUACAAAGGAUGGCUCCUACUGGGAGUAACUAGUUCUUACAGAUUGCAAAAUAAUUUUUCUAAUCUUUGAGCCAUUAAUUUCUGUCCUGCCUCAUCAAUCUAAGAGGUCAGAAGAGCUUCAAAUUAAUACCCAUACUAAACCUCGAGGGUCUUAAGAGCUUUAAUGAUCAUGUAUUGUUGAAGGCUUUCAUGGCUGGAAUCACUGGGUUGUUGUAAGUUUUCUGGGGUGUAUGGCCAUGUCCCAGAAGCAUUCUCUCCUGAUGUUUUGCCUGCAUCUAGGUUGUGAGGUCUGAGGAUGUCUGCCAGAGAUGCAGGUGAAAUGUCAGGAGAGAAUGCUUCUGGAACAUGGCCAUACAGCCCAUAAAACUCACAACUACCCAUUUAAUGAUCAUGUUAAAUUACAUUACUUUAAAAAGAUACUCACUUGUUUUGUUUACAUUAAACUUGCACUUGUUCUUGGUACCAUCUUCUUAAUUCAAGCACUGCCUUACAAGAGCUGACAAUUUGACGCCUCUCCGAGGAGGAAAAAGCACUUUUAAAACUAAUCAUGUUAACUGUUAAGGUAGAUAUAACUGAAAGAUUGUUUUUUAAAAAAAUAAAUAAAAAAUGGAGAAUAGUUACUUAUUUGCUUGGCUGCUCAUUUCCCAUUUUAUCUACCUUGAUCUGUGGGUUUGAAUUAAGGCUUUGUGCAUAAAUUAGUCCCAGCACAAAAGUAUUGCUUCCUCUCUGAUACAAAGGAGGACUUCGAUGUCCACAUGUGUAUCCUCAAUGUGAGACUGAAGUAAAUAGGAAAACUUUGCCAGCACAAAGGAUGUAUAUAUUAAAUCUUGGUUCAGCUUUUGUCAGGAUCAUUAUUUUGCCUCUUGGUAAGGAGGUAAACUCUAUUUACUUCAAGAUAGAUGCAACAUUAUCACAAUCUACAGCUAUAAGAAAAUAAGACAACACUAGAAUAGAUCACUUUUGGCAUACAAUGUAGGUCAUUAACCUGCAAUAAAAUAAAUAUCUCAGUAAUAUAUUUUACAGAUACCUAAUACAGCCAGAAACCUAGUUAUUGCUUCAUUUCAACAUGCAGUUUAUAUAACUGGCUGCAUUGCUCUUACAUUUGAUUUGACAAGGUUCCAGAUUUCUGAAAACACUACUAAUUUUACUAGCAAGGUGGCAUUGAGUGCACAGUAUAGUUUGGGUUUUUAAAAUUCCAUUAAUUUCACUCAGAUAUGAAAAUAUAAUUGAGUUUAUCCCUAUCACACCUAGUCUACAAUCUGUAAUCGAUCAUACAGUAUAGAGCAAGCAUGGGCAACUUUGAUCCUCCAGGUGUUUUGGACUUCAACUCCCAUAAUUCCCAACAGCCUCAGGCCCUUUCCUUUUCCUCCUCAGCCACUUAAGAUGCUGUUAGGAAUUAUGAGAGUUGAAGUCCAAAACACCCGGAGGACCAAAAUUUGCCCAUGCAUGUUAUAGAGGUAUUUUAACUUAUGAUACAUUUGUGAAUCCUUGACUUAAAACGUUAAGAUGCAAAACUUUGUUUUCAUGACAAAUUAUACAAAAUUAUAGAAUUCUGACUGAUGUAUAAACAUUUUAAGUCAGCAGUUAUAAACUCAUAGACAAAGAUAUGUGAAUCACAAAGGUCUUUCACAAGCUUUCCAAAUACAUAUUUUUUGCUCGAAGUGUUUCUUCCCAAAUAUGGACAAGUUCCAAAAAUCUUUGGAUCACUGACAUGUGAUUCUGAAAAAUAAAAAUAUCUAUUUUGUGUUGUAAUCAUCCAAACAGUUCAGAUGGCUGGUGUGGUCUUUAAUCUUCCUCCUGUUCACUGUACUCUGUGUACUUAAAUGAAAUGUAGAUGUUCCUGUUCACGUAGUGUUUUAAAACUUACAUUAAUUUCACAAUGUACUGUAAUGUUGCCUCUCAAAAUACAUACGUGGUUUGGGGUUAAUUGUAAAAUAAAGCAAUAUUUAAAUUUAUGUAAAGCUAAUGGUUCUAACACAGAAAUUGAUUUUUUUAGUAUGAUUUUUAUAGCAUGGGGAGGGGGAGUAAAACAUUAUAUAUAUAAGUAUCUAUAUACCCCUUGCUCCCCAGUUUCCCAGUCCACUCUCUGCUGCUACUGUUGUUGUUCUGUUUUGCCUUCUUUGUUUUGCUUUAUCCCUGUUAAUAAUUUGCAUACACUGUACAAUCUGCCUGGAAUUAUUUUUUUGGUCCAAGUCACUUGAGUGGGGCUUGUUCUGGAAAGCAAUACCAGGCUGACUGUGCCCCACUGUCUUCUUUUUUCCCCCUUUCCCAUGUUGCAUGAAAAAUGUUGGAGGAUAUUAAUAAAAAAAGGCUUUAGUGAAAUGGAUUUAUUUUUAUAAUAUUUAAUAACUGUCAAUACCCAUCUAUAUUAACUAUAUGAAAUCAUAUUACCUUUUUAGAUAAGUCUGUACAGGUUUGUGGACUUAAAUGUUUAAAAUGUCAAAGCAAAUAAAGGUUGUUUUGGAGAAGAGAA